CAUGAAUUUCCCAAACUGUCUCUUCGUAAUGGGAUGAAUCUGUUAUUGGCAGUUCUCCGACUCCACAUGAGCGUGCCCCAUUGCAGUCUGUCCAUGCCAAUCGUCCUUUCCAAAGCAUUGCUGCUGACAUCACCGAGCUGCCCAUUACAUCAAAGGGUCAUCGGUAUGUGUUGGUCAUCAUGGACUAUUUCACACGCUACAUCAAUCUCUUUCCUCUGAAGGACCAGCGUGCCAUUACAGUAGCUCAGUGUAUCUUUGAGGAAUACAUCCGCCAUCAUGGCAUUCCUGAAACAAUUCACACUGAUCAGGGUAGACAAUUUGACUCAGAUUUAAUGAAACAGCUGUGCAGGAUGCUAGGGAUUGAGAAAACCCGCACAUCUCCAUAUCACGCACAAUCUGAUGGAAUGGUUGAGAGACUGAAUAGGACACUGAAGGAUCAGUUAGCUAAAUAUAUGUCUCAGAAUGGGACAGUUAUUUGCCACAGAUUGAACUCGCUUAUAACUCCAGUGUACAUUCAAGCACAGGGUUUUCUCCUCUUUCUGGCUCAUGGGAGAGAGCCUCACCUUCCAGUCGACAUUUUGCUAAAGUGUGACCCAGCUCUGACAUCUCCUACACCUGGUACCCCUGCAGCAUAUGCAAAUGACCUCACUACUCGCUUGUCACGGGCUCUGGGUGCGGCUGCUCAGAACUCAGCUGCAGCCAAACAGCAUCAGAAACUCCAGUACGACAAAAAGGCUGUAUUUCACCCUCACAAGGCCGGAGAUCUGGUAUGGCUUGAUGAUCCAGCUCAACGACAGAACAAGCUGGCUCCUAGAUGGAAGGGACCUUUUGUUAUUCUCAAACGGAUGGACAGAGGUGGCAGCUUGGGUGUCACAUAUGAGAUUACAGAUUCCAAGGACAAGCAUUCAAGAUGGUGGGUAGUACACCACAAUCGCCUCAAAGCCUAUAAAGGAACUCUGCCGCAAGAGCCAGUACAUAGUCAAGAACCUGCAGUUUCAGCUGAUGCUGGCAUGCAGCCUGAGCCCUGCCAUUCUAACAUCACUGCAUUAUCAGGAGCUCUUCCCUUUUGUCCACCUGCCCCCACAUAUGUACCUCCUCGGCCCAGUGUGCAGACUGAACAUGCUCAUGUGGGUAGCCCCACUCUGGAUUCUCCUCCUGCUCCUGUUCCUCCAACAGACUCUCAGCCUAGUACUUCCCAAAUGUCUGUGCCAUCUUCCGGCCCUGGGUCUCCCUUCCCAACUGUCCUUGCCCCCCUAUCCACGACACGCAGUGGCCGCAUAGUUAGGCCCCCGGCAAAGUUCAAGAACUUUGUGUUGUGACUUACAUGCUUAUACUACUGUAACUUUACGUUGUGUUUAGUUCUUACUACACUGAUACUUUGUUUUUGUGUUGACAAAUGUUACACUGACCGUUGUUACUGUUGGAAUGUUCUUAUGCUGUCACAACAAUUUGAAAUGAGGACAUGCUUUUGGGGCAUCCUUUCACAAUAGUGUGUAUUUGAUGCCCAUGUAUAAACCUUCCUUCAGACGCCUUGAGUGUAAGGAGAGAAUAGUAAAGAUUUGGUCAGAAGACAGUAUUUCCUCUCUCCAAGCAUGUUUUGACUGUACGGAUUGGCAGUGUUUUUAUGAUGCUUGUGAUGAUAUUAAUGAACUAGCUGACACGGUUUCAUCUUACAUUACAUUUUGUGUUGACACUACUAUUCCAACUAAAAAGGUUGUUAUUUAUCCAAAUAAUAAACCUUGGGUAACGAAAGAGCUCAAAACAAUACUCAAUAAAAAGAAAAAGAUUUUUUUUAUUGGAAAUGCUCUGGAGAAAAAGCUUAUCUCCAGAGAGGUACGAAACGAAAUUAGGAGGGCAAAAAUGAAAUAUAGGGAAAAGAUUGAAAGGCAGUAUAACAGGGGUAAUUUAAGAGAAGCCUGGCAAGGUAUCAAAAAAAUGGCCUCUGUUAAUCAAGGAGUAAACGAGAUACGACAGUCUAUUAGGAUUAACGGAGUGGUUGAGUCUGAAUUACCAAAUGUUUUUAAUAUAUUUUUUUUCGCGUUUUGAAAGGUCUGAGUUUUCAGAGAACGUGUCUAAGCUUAGAGGGUCCUUGGGGUCCCUUGUACCUCUGGAUGAGAUGGUGAUAACUCAGGAAUGUGUAGCAGAUUUGUUUAGGAGGGUGAAUAUGAGCAAAGCUGCCGGUCCCGAUGCCAUUUGUGGGCACACAUUGCGUCAUUGUGCUGACCAGCUCAGUGAGAUUUUCACAAGACUCUUCCAGUUGUGUAUUAAUUGUGGUCAGAUACCUUCAAUUUGGAAAACAGCCACGAUAAUUCCUAUUCCAAAACCAAGAAAUGCUAGGGAAUUAAGUGAGUUUAGACCAGUUGCACUCACAUCCCUGGUCAUGAAAAAUUUUGAAAAGAUUUUAAAAAAUAUAAUUGUCUCUUUCAUUGGUAACA
Messenger RNA from Pygocentrus nattereri (red-bellied piranha), 2435 nucleotides. RefSeq lists its product as uncharacterized. The record is from RefSeq and is a predicted model, not a curated record. The transcript has a single exon. Gene Ontology annotation, molecular function: nucleic acid binding. NCBI's taxonomy places the organism in Eukaryota, Metazoa, Chordata, Actinopteri, Characiformes, Serrasalmidae. Bases 180 to 1319 code for a protein of 379 amino acids. Gene Ontology annotation, biological process: DNA integration.